GUGAAGUAUGGGCAAACUGACCCAAGUGCUGCCGAAUGUCCUUUGGUGGGUUAUGGUCAGUCAGGUGAGGACUGUCCAUAUUCGGUAAUAGUCAGCAUCCUCGGUACUUAUCUAGCACUAUUUGAUAUCUUCUCAAAGCUUCCCAAAUACCUUCCUUGA
Heterobasidion irregulare TC 32-1 is the source of this 159-nucleotide messenger RNA. RefSeq lists its product as uncharacterized. Lineage: Eukaryota; Fungi; Basidiomycota; Agaricomycetes; Russulales; Bondarzewiaceae. The transcript has a single exon. The annotation marks the transcript as partial. The record is from RefSeq and is a predicted model, not a curated record.